Molecule: messenger RNA, 2616 nt
Organism: Pararge aegeria (speckled wood butterfly)
Lineage: Eukaryota; Metazoa; Arthropoda; Insecta; Lepidoptera; Nymphalidae
Product: piggyBac transposable element-derived protein 4-like
Exons: 2
Coding region: 328-2082 (584 amino acids)
Source: RefSeq, a predicted model, not a curated record
ACGUUGGCUGCCAUAGAAGAAAAAUUUUUUUUUACAUAAAAAGUUUUUGAUGAAAUUUGGCGCGGAUUGUUAAGAUAUGAAAAUUUAUCUAAUUUAAAGUGAAAUCGGUUCGAUAGUUUUCAAAAUAUUUUCAAAAAACCUGACGAGGUCACCGGUGACCUGCAUGGCGCUGUGAACCGAAAAUAUGAAAAACCGUUACGAAGGCGCCGGAGUGACCGCAACCCCGGUCACCCGCUCCCCGCAGUCGUACGCCAACACUGGAGGAGCGCGCACGGUUAUAUUUUCAGUUUUGUUUCGUUUUUUCGUAACGCUGAACGUUUAUGAAUCAUGGAUAUUGAAACUUUAGAUUUGGAAGAUUUUAAUAUUACCCAAGAAGAUUUACGUGACAUCGAUUUACUUGAAGCUAGUAUUUUUGAAAAGAUAAGACGGGAUUGUGAUUUGAGCGAAAGUCAAGAUACAGAUAGCGAAGAGAUUAUUCAUGUUCCGAGAAAGCGCAGACGUAUUUUUAUUACAAGUGAUUCCGAGACAGAAUGCGAUCCCGUGAAAAAGUUAGUUACAGAAAACAUACCUAGUUUGAGUGGAAGUACAUCACAAAAAUGGGUUGAACCAAAGGGGCACCAACCAUCUGUUAUCGCCUUUACAGAGCCAACAGGAAUGAAGGAACCAUAUGCCAGUCAACUGCGGAAUGCUGCCCAAGGAGAAUAUUUCAGCCUGAUGGUACCAGAUAACAUCUUCGAAGAAAUCGCAGUUCAGACUAAUUUGUAUGCAGAACAACGAGAAAGAAGUGUAAAGCCUUCGUCACGUUCACAUAAGUGGAAACCAACUACAAAAGAUGAGCUUAAACGAUUCUUUGGCUUAAUAUUAUACAUGGGUCUUGUGAAGUUGCCAAAAAUCAGUCUUUAUUGGAGUACAGACCGUGUUUACAGGCAAACUUUUCCUCCAACUGUCAUGAGCCGAAACAGAUUCGAAAUAUUAUUGCAGAAUUUGCACUUUACAAAUAACGAAACAGCUGAUCCUAAAGAUAGAAUUUGUAAAAUACGACCUCUCAUCGACAAAUUAAACGAGAACUUUGAAAAACACUAUGGGCCUAAGGAAGAUGUCUGUGUCGAUGAAACGCAGGUCCCAUUCAGAGGCCGUAUAAUCUUUAGGCAAUAUAAUAAGAGCAAAAGACACAAGUAUGGAAUGAAAUUAUUUAAACUAUGUACAAUACCAGGCUAUACAUGCAAAUUGCAAUUGUAUGCAGGUAAAAAUAACGAGGUUUUAAAUACCUCACCCACAAAAGUUGUGAUGUCUUUAUGUGACCACAUAUUAAGUUUGGGACAUACAGUUUCAACAGAUAAUUGGUAUACUAGUAUAGACCUGGCAAACCAACUUCUUGACAAAGAUACUCAUUUGGUCGGAACCCUGAGGAAAAAUAGGAAAGGUUUGCCUAAAGCAGUGGUAGAGGCUAAAUUAAAACCAGGUGAAUAUAUUGCAAUGGAAAAUGAACGUGGCAUAUGUGUGCUAAAAUGGAAAGACAAACGGGAUGUGUUGAUGCUAUCGACAAAGCACUCAAAAGGGUUCUCAAAGGUUACUAAAAAGGGCAGGACAAUUCGAAAACCAAGAAUGAUAAUAGCUUACAAUAAAGCAAAAGGAGCGGUCGAUAUGAGUGACCAGAUGACUGCGUAUUCGUCGCCAUUAAGAAAAACAGUAAAAUGGUACAAGAAAUUAGGAAUUGAAGUUAUUUUAAAUACAGCUGUUGUAAAUGGAUGGAUUAUGUACACUGAAAAUAAAAAAGUUAAAGAAAGUAUAGUAGAGUACAGAAGGCAGUUAGUGGAGUAUCUGGUAGAUUCAGGAAAGGAUAGUGAAAACCCCGAAAAUACUGAAAGACCGAAACGACUGAAGCACCAGUUGGAAAAGCGAGAGGGCAAUGUUAGAAACACAAGACGUUUCUGUUCAGUAUGCUACAAAAAAAACACUGCAAUACUCGGUUAUAAAAUUGCCAAGAAUAAAACAAAGAAAGUUGCGACAUACUGCAAAGAAUGUCCAAAUGAACCAUAUUUUUGUUUGGCUUGUUUUAAUAAGUUUCAUCGUUAUGGUUAAGCUUUUUAAUUCGACAUUUUAAUGUUAUUUUUGAUUGAUACUUUUGAAUAUAAUAAUUGAUGCGCUGUGAUUUUCAUACUAAAGUUGUUUUAUUUUUCCUUCAACUAAAAUUUCAACCCUUAUGAUUUGAGCUCAUAAGUACGUGUAGAACAUUUGAGAUUGAAAUAGUAUUAUUCUAUUAUAUUAUUCUAUCAUAUAAGCUAUCCCUAUGCUAAGUUUUACUAAAAUUAAGCUUAUGGAUAAGUGAUAAAAGCACAAACAAGUUGUUUUUUACUUAUCACAAACUGUCAUGUUCAUCAUUUUAGAAAUAUUUUCGAAAUAAAAUUAGGUAGGCAGGAACCACGGCAAUGAAGUAUUCUACAGCGCCACUCCGGUCACUUCAGUACAUAAAAUGUAUUAGAAACGCAUCCUCCGGCGCACAAAUUCGUUCCAAAAACAGGUUUACCUUGAGGUCACCGGUGACCGUAAUGGCGCGUAGAUGUAGGUAGGCGUCCGGUCACCGGUGACCGGGGUGGCAGCUAACGUGUUAAUAUU